AUGACGUGCCAUUUUCACAAACCGUGCACAUGUGCAAAGUGUAUUUUACGUUAGAAAAUUUCAGACAAACUGUUAAUAAAUACGCAAGGUAAAAGAUCUACAAGUUUUGGAUAACAAAGUAUCUUAAGGGAAUUCAAACUGUAUAAAGAUAAUGGUAGAUAGUGAAGAAUCUGGAACAGGGCAGCGUGUAAGCAUUGCUGAAGAUAAUGAAUACUUCGAAAGAAUGUGGAAUCUGGUUCCCCCUUUAGUGACUGCAGAAUUGGAACCAGAAGGCAAUGCUGAAGAAAUGACAAAAGCUGCAGCCAAACUGAAGAAAAAGGCCAAAAAGGAGAAGAAAAGAGAAAAACAUAGAAAGAAGGAAAGUUCUGUAAAUUCUGACACAAAACCAGAGGAGGAUGUGCAAAAGCCAACAAAGAAACAUGAAAGGGAUGUUGACGAUACGGAGUAUACAUCGCUCAAACCUAAAAAGCAGAAAGUAAAUCAUAUAGAGGAACCAUUGACUGUUAACCACACAGCUGCCACAUCAGACUCUGACAUGUCGUCUGAACCAGACAAUUCCUCUACAGAACCCAGUACUGUUUCCGUGCAAGUACAAAACAUUCCUGUUAAAGCGAAAAAGAAACCUUUUGGUCAAAAAUCUUUACACAAACAGAAAGAACAGUGUUCAAAAGUAACAAGUACUGUUAGUAAUACAGAAGCUGGACCAUCAACGUCUUGUGUAGCGUUAAAGAAUGAUUUGUCCGAGGGUGAUAUGCUUCAGGCAGCUAGUAUAAACAGUAUUGAAGACAAACGGGAAAAACUUCGGGUGAAAAUUGCUGAAUUACAAGCUAAAAGAAAACCAAGCAACAAGGAAAGGUUAGAAAAGAAGAAACUGAAAAGACAAGAAAGUAAAAUGAAGUUAAAACAGAAACGUAAAUUAGAAAAAUUACAAAAGAAACAAAACAAACAAAGUGGUGAAGGUUCAAAACCUACUAAAGGCAAUUUGAAUAAGGGUGCUAACACGCCGGUGAAGCCAGUUUAUAACAAUGAAGGCCAGAUGGUUUUCAGUAAGUUUGAUUUCACGGAUUCCGCUAAGAAGGAAAAACGUCACAACGAUCUUGGCGGAAAAGACUAUAAAAGGUUGCUGGAAAAGAUCGAGAAGCGAAAUGAGAAAAUAAACAAAGUGAAAAGCAAAGACGAGAGUGCUGGGAAAGCGUUGGAAGAGAAAUUUAAGUGGGAGUCUGCUUUACAUAAAGCUGAAGGUGAGAAAGUGAAAGACAAUCCAGAAUUGUUGAAAAAAGCAUUGAAACGGAAAGAGAAAUUGAAAGACCAAAAGAAAAAGAAAUGGGAUAAAAGAGUGGAACAUGUGGAGAAAACGAAGGAUGAGAAACAAAAGAAAAGAAAUGAGAAUAUACAGAAAAGGAAACAGAACAUGAAAGACAAAAAACUGAAGAAAUUAAAAAAGAAAGGAAGAAUUCUGCCAGGAUUUUAAAUAUAGAAUAUAAUCUGUGAAAAUGAAUUUGUUACAACUUUGGACUUUGACUUAUGACGAUAAUAAGGUUUAAAUGUUAAUAUUUGCACACUUAAAAGCCUGUAAGAUUCUCUCAAAAAAGUUUGAAAUAAAUUUAAUCAAGUA
Messenger RNA from Mercenaria mercenaria, 1615 nucleotides. Its product is annotated as surfeit locus protein 6 homolog. Gene Ontology annotation, biological process: ribosomal large subunit biogenesis; ribosomal small subunit biogenesis. Gene Ontology annotation, cellular component: nucleolus. The record is from RefSeq and is a predicted model, not a curated record. The transcript is spliced from 5 exons. Gene Ontology annotation, molecular function: DNA binding; RNA binding. Lineage: Eukaryota; Metazoa; Mollusca; Bivalvia; Venerida; Veneridae. The coding region runs from base 152 to 1471 and encodes 439 amino acids.